AUGCAGCUGUAAUGUUUUAUUAUUGACAGGCUUGCCGUUCUGGGCUCCUUCGGGAAGAAGGGUGGGAUAUAAAAUUAAUAAAUAAUGCUACAAGGUAAGAAGAGACUGCUGGAUCAAGCCAUCUUGAACAGCAUCCUGUUGUCCCAGUGGCCAACCAGGGACUUGUGGGCAACCGGCAAACAGGACCCGAGUUCACCAGCCCUCUCCUCUCUUGUGCUUCCCCAGCAACUGGUAGUCAGCCUCUGACAGUGAAGGGUAGAGCAUAGCCACCCUAGCCUCCAUUGAUAGCCUGACCCUUUGUGGACAGCCAUGUGAGCAUCAUUUGAAGUUAUUCUGUCUUUCCUCUCCUUCCCCGCUCCCCUGUCGGAAGGCGACCCCAGCCCCGCAAGCUACUCUACCUUCAUCAUGCCCACCCUGUUUGGCAUCAUCUGCCUGCUGGGCAUCAUCGGCAACAGCAUGGUGAUCUGCGCCGUCUUCAAGAAACCCAGCCCCACCAGCAGCGUCCCGGACAUCUUCAUCAUCAACCUAUCCAUGGUGGACUUGCUCUUCCUCCUGGGCAUGCCGUUCCUCAUCCACCAGCUGCUCGGCAACGGCGCUUGGCACUUUGGAGAAACCAUGUGCACCAUCAUCACCGCCCUGGAUGCCAACAGCCAGUUCACCAGCACCUACAUCCUCACUGCCAUGUCCAUCGACCGCUACCUGGCCACGGUGUACCCCUUCACUUCCACACGCUUCCGGAAGCCCCCUGUAGCCAUCUCGGCCAUCUGCAUCCUUUGGGCUCUUUCCUUCCUCAGCAUCACUCCCGUGUGGAUGUACGCAAGGCUCAUUCCCUUGGGCGGAGGCUUGUUGGGCUGCGGGAUCUGCCUGCCGGACCCUCAGCGGGACGUCUACUGGUACACCCUGUACCAGUUCUUCCUGGCUUUCGCCAUCCCUUUCGCCCUCAUCACCGUGGCCUACAGAAGGAUCCUGCUGAGGAUGGCAAGCUCCUCGCAAGCCCUGACCGGGCAGAGGUGCAGCAGGCUCCGCACCAAGAAGGUGACUCGGGUCGCCAUCGCCAUCUGCCUGGCCUUCUUCGUCUGCUGGGCCCCUUUCCACGUCCUGCAGCUGGUCCAGCUGGCUGUGCCUCAGCCUACCCUCCCGUUCUACUAUGCCUACAAUGUGGCCAUCAGCCUGGGCUACGCCAACAGCUGCCUGAACCCUUUCAUCUACAUCUUGCUCGGGCAGAACUUUCGCAGGCGCAUUGUCAUCUCCGUCCGGCCUGCGGAUGCCGGGGAGGAGGUGACCCAGAACCAGGUCAAAAGCGCACGGGGGCAGCCCAGCGAGUCUGGGCAGCCUCUGUUGCAUCUGGUCUCUGUUUCAGCCAGGUAGGGAUGAGAAUGUUGCAGCCUUGUUGCCAUUCAUAGUCCAGUUAGCCUCAGGGACUGAUGAUAGUCCGCUGAUAGGAAGAAGAAGAAGAG
Zootoca vivipara (common lizard) is the source of this 1457-nucleotide messenger RNA. NCBI's taxonomy places the organism in Eukaryota, Metazoa, Chordata, Lepidosauria, Squamata, Lacertidae. The record is from RefSeq and is a predicted model, not a curated record.